UUUUGGAACAACUUAAUGUGUCUUGUCAGAAUUACGAAAUUAUGGUCCUGGAAAGGAGUGUAUGAUCACCUGAUAUAAACCAACACCAACCAGAGGAGGCGGAACAAUGCCAGACUCCGCCCUCUCUCCACCCGUUCCACCAAUCACCGCUCUGAACAGUUCCUUGUACAUAUCGAAUUGCUCUUUCGCUAACCUCUCCACAGUCGCAUAUGGCGAUGAGUGCUAUGGCAGCCACUCUUUGUUUGUUGUAAUGGCGGUUGCCUACAGUGCUGUGGUACUGUUGGGUGUCGUUGGCAACCUGGCUCUCAUCCUUGUCAUCACACGGCAACGGGAACUUCACAACGUCACAAAUGUCCUAAUCGCAAACCUUUCUGUUUCGGACCUGCUGAUGUCCCUAGUGUGUCUGCCAUUCACCUUCAUCUACACCUUCAUGGACCACUGGGUGUUCGGGGCGGUCAUGUGCAAACUCAACAGCCUGGUCCAGUGCUGCUCCGUCUCAGUGUCCAUCUUCUCCUUGGUUCUGAUCGCCAUUGAGAGGCACCAGCUCAUCCUACACCCUCGCGGAUGGAGGCCCAGCCUGAACCAUGCCUGCCUGGGCAUCAGCCUCACCUGGGCCCUGGCCGCCCUCACUGCUACACCCUUUCUGUUGUUCUCCAGGGUGACAGACGCCCCGCUGAAGCAGCUGCCCUCAGUGUUUCAGGAGCAGUACAGGGGAAAGGUGGUGUGUGUGGAAGAGUGGCCCUCCAGAGAAAUCAAGCUCACCUACACCACUGGCAUGCUGGUGCUGCAGUACAUCACUCCUCUCACCUUCAUCUUCAUCUGUUACCUGAAGAUCUACACUCGUCUGCAGCGGCGUAAUAACAUGAUGGACAGAAUACGGGAAAACAAAUACCGUAGCAGUGAGACUAAACGGAUAAACAUCAUGCUCUUUUCCAUCGUCGUGGCAUUUGUGGUUUGCUGGCUCCCGUUGAACGUCUUUAACGCCGUCAUCGACUGGAACCAUGAAGUGGCUAUGAACUGUACCCACAAUCUCCUGUUCUCGCUGUGUCACUUGACUGCGAUGUGCUCGGUCUGCAUAAACCCGGUGUUCUACGGCUUCCUAAACCACAACUUCCAGCGGGACCUCCGGGCUUUCCGACUCUGCAAGAUUGUGUCAGUACGGGAAAAUGAAUAUGACAUGGUUGCCAUGUCCACUAUUCACACGGACGUGUCCAAGAUGUCACUGAAAAAUAGUAGCAUAGAUUUCUAG
Molecule: messenger RNA, 1249 nt
Organism: Sinocyclocheilus anshuiensis
Lineage: Eukaryota; Metazoa; Chordata; Actinopteri; Cypriniformes; Cyprinidae
Product: neuropeptide Y receptor type 1-like
Exons: 3
Coding region: 107-1249 (380 amino acids)
Biological process (GO): G protein-coupled receptor signaling pathway
Cellular component (GO): neuron projection; plasma membrane
Molecular function (GO): neuropeptide binding; neuropeptide Y receptor activity
Source: RefSeq, a predicted model, not a curated record